This is a messenger RNA of Anisakis simplex (herring worm), 2001 nucleotides long. NCBI's taxonomy places the organism in Eukaryota, Metazoa, Nematoda, Chromadorea, Rhabditida, Anisakidae. The record is from the annotation of a GenBank genome assembly.
AUGGUUCGAAAUGAAGCGACGACGGGUGGCGCGUCGUCGGGGCAGAAGGCGGACGAUACGGCCCCUUUAACUGCCAUUUUAGUGGCAGAUAGUUUCGAUAGGCGAUUCACACCCAUCGUGGAUGAGACGUCGUCAUUGAGUUGUGUUCGAUUAGCGAACGUAAAGGUGUUGGACUAUACACUGGAAUGGUUAUCGAGGACCGAGAUACGCGAUGUAAUUGUUGUGGUGGCGUCGUCACAUGAGGCAGCUUUAAGCGAGUUGUUGAGCCAGUGGAAGGGCAGUUUUGAGACGUUGAAGUUGGUGACGUGUCAAAACUGCAUGUCAGUGGGUGAUGCGAUACGUGAGGUGGAGACCAGAUCGAUGAUCACGAGUGAUUUCUUAUUGAUCACGAACCCGGCGACGUUUUGUAACUCGAAUUUGGUGCAGCAGAUCAGGGCGUACAGGGAACGUCGAAAGGAGAGUAAAAACAACGUGAUGACGUUAAUCUACACGAAGAGUUGUGGCUCGAGCUCGAGCUCGGGUUCGGUGUCAAACUCGCUGAAUCCGAUUUUGGGAAUCGAACGGAAAACAAGCAAAUUGCUUCUAUACAACCCGGGCAGUGGUACGGAGGGUGGUGGCGGAGGGAAUGGUGCGUCGUUGGAACUCGAUAAGGUAACUUUUUUGUUUUUUUGGAGUCUAUUCAUAAGCGAUACAAUGAUACGGAGGGAUCUACGUGACAGCGGGGUGGCAAUAUGCUCGCAGAAUAUCAGUGCGCAGUUUAGUGAUAAUUUCGACUUCCAAUUCCGAGAUGACGUCAUUCGGGAGAUUAUUUUAAAUGAGGAGAUUUUGGGAUUGCAUAUUCAUGUGGACGUGUUGCCGGAUAGUGUGGCUGCAUUUACGGUUAGAGAUUACGAAGGGUUGAUACGAGCGAAUUGUCUGAUAUUGCAACGAUGGUUGACGCCGCUCUUACCGGGGCGAGCGGGGUUGGAGGGGGGACAUUUUAUAACGACGCGGUCGAAUCAGUAUUUCGGGGUGGACGAGGAGGAUAGGAAUGUGGAGAAUUUGGCCAGAUUCACUUGUAAUAAUUUCAAUGCGGGACCCAAUGUGGUGUUUGGAAUGGGUUGUAAGAUUGGAGCUGGUGCGACCAUUAAGAAUACGGCGUUAGGAAACAAUGUGGAAAUAGGUGAGAACACGACAGUGGUGAAUUGUAUUGUUGGUGAUGGAACGAAAAUUGGUCGUAAUGCUGCAAUAUCGAAUUCGUUUAUUGACGAGUGCGUGUGUAUUGGAGAUGACGUCAUCGUGUAUCCGAGAUGUGUCUUGGCCAAACGGGUCUGUAUACCGGCCGCGAAAAGCAUAGCGAGUGAGAGUGUUGUGUGCAGUGAGGCGUGUGCAGAGGAUGAAGAGGACAUUUUCUCGUGUACGAAGACAGACGUUGGUUUCGAAUGGAAAUUCGUCGAUGGCGCUAGCUUUUGGAGAGCAUCGAGCAAACGAAGGGAACGGUAUGAUUCAUCGGCGACGAAUCGAGGUGUGGAUAGUACAAUGGAGAAAUCGGAUGAAGAGGAUGUGGUCGAGAAAGAGAUGGAUAACACGGAGAAAUUCUUUGAAGAGGUGAAAGAAAGUAUGGAACGAAUAGCGGCGAGUGAUCAGAAUGGUGAACCGUUGGUGCGGAAUUUGAUUUUGGAGAUAAACAGCUCGAAAUUGGCCUAUAACAUAUCGAUGGAGGAUGUGGCCAAGAACGUGAUGUUGGCAUUUCUGUCGUUGCAGCACAACAACAGCUCUGCGGCCUUGCGUUCGUUGGUGCAGAGAUGGAAGGUUUUGUUCGAGAACUAUUAUAAACCGUUGAAGAGCCAAAUUCAUGCACUUAUUGCUGUUGAGGAGUACUUGACGUCGAACGCGAGCGCGUUCAAACCGCUCGCGGCUAAAACGGUACACAUGCUCUAUGAGGAAGAUGUAGUGGAAGAGGACGCAAUAUUAGAAUGGCACGACACGCUCGCGCCCGAGUCGCAAAUGCGCACGCUUGUG